AUGCCCAACCCCAAGGCGUCAACACUCGAGGAGUUGUCCGAGAGAAUCAUCUACUCGGAGCGAUACUCUGAUGACAACUUUGAGUAUCGCCAUGUCAUCCUCCCAAAGCCCAUGCUCAAGCUCAUCCCAAAGAGCUACUUCUCUGGUGACGACUCCGGCCUCCUCCGCAUCUUGGAAGAGCACGAGUGGCGGGGAAUCGGAAUCACGCAGAGUCUCGGCUGGGAACACUUUGAGGUGCAUGCACCCGAGCCGCACAUCCUCCUCUUCCGGCGACCACUCCCCGGCAAGUAA
Cutaneotrichosporon cavernicola is the source of this 291-nucleotide messenger RNA. RefSeq lists its product as uncharacterized. Gene Ontology annotation, molecular function: cyclin-dependent protein serine/threonine kinase activator activity; protein kinase binding; histone binding. Gene Ontology annotation, cellular component: cyclin-dependent protein kinase holoenzyme complex; SCF ubiquitin ligase complex. The coding region runs from base 1 to 291 and encodes 96 amino acids. Lineage: Eukaryota; Fungi; Basidiomycota; Tremellomycetes; Trichosporonales; Trichosporonaceae. The record is from RefSeq and is a predicted model, not a curated record. Gene Ontology annotation, biological process: regulation of mitotic cell cycle. The transcript has 6 exons.